Podospora pseudopauciseta is the source of this 807-nucleotide messenger RNA. RefSeq lists its product as uncharacterized. Bases 1 to 807 code for a protein of 268 amino acids. The record is from RefSeq and is a predicted model, not a curated record. NCBI's taxonomy places the organism in Eukaryota, Fungi, Ascomycota, Sordariomycetes, Sordariales, Podosporaceae. The transcript has a single exon.
AUGUAUUCACUCAAGCAAUCCUCCCUCCUCACCUUCCUCACUUCAGGCCUCACCAUCCUCGCCGCACCCCAAGUCACUCCACCACCACCCAUCCCAUCAAUCGCCGUCCCACAACCACACCCAGUCCCAACCCUCCCAGUACCACAACCACUUCCUCUCCCAACAGCUCCAAACCCAGGUCUUAUCCCAACCCCAAGACCGAACCCUAACCCCGACGACGACGACGACGACCAACCUCAGGAUGAACCCUCAACCACCACCACCACCCCAGCAACAAACCCCUGCCUAACCUCCCUCUCCGCCCUCUUAUCAGGUUUCCCCUCCCCCUCCAGUUCCGAAAACCCCCUCUUCCCCCCCUGGGCCUCCUCCUCCCCCCCACCAAUCCUGAUCAUCUCCUCCGCCCUAUCAAGCAACCAAUCCUUCUCCCCCGAGCUAGGCCUAGGCGACUCAACAGACGAGAUGUGCUUCUCCGCCGUGGCAGCCAUCACCCCUUCCCCUACCGAACUAGCAGCAGCCUACUCUGCCUAUCUGGACGAUGUCCAGAUGUGGAGAUUUGCUGUUGAAGGAGAGGCGUACAGGCUGGCGGAGAAGUGUGGAGGGGGGGUGGGGUUGGGGUUGGAGCUUAUGAUGGCGACGGAGGGGCCGAUGUGCACGAGUGGGAUUCGGGAGAGUGUCAGGCCUUGGGCUACCGGGGGGGUGGAGGGUGGGUUGGGUGUGAGUGCGGGUGUUGGGGGGGGGGAGAAGAUGAGGUGGGGGGUUAUGGGGGGGAUGUUGGGGUUGGUUGCGGUGGGGAUGGUGAUGCUUUAG